AUGAAGAGUAAGAAGGAGACAGAACGACAAGAGCAAGAGCAAGAAGCUGAAGAGAAGUUUGUUGCCACCGUCACAUCGACGGCAACACAGGGACAGAGACACUGUCGCAACCAGUCGAGUGAAACUCCACGACAAACAGAUUCUUCCUCCAACAGGGCUGUAUCUCGGCAUGGCCUUCAUCACAGCAAAGAAGACAUGGUAGUCAAACUAUCAGCUGCUAUGGGUAUCAAGGAAAGCAACAAGAUGGGUGCAGAGAAUCGAGUAGGUGCCGUGUCAAUUGAUUCUUCUAGUCUUGGCUUUGGACGCGGAAAGCAAGAUGCCGAAAUCAAACGCACAGCAGCAACCGGCACCCACCAGAAGAGCAGGACUGUGGACAUGGAAUCGGGACCUGUACCAAUGGAUUCUACUUCUCUCCACAGUGUGGCAUCUUCCAAUCCUGGCAUGGGACGCAGCAAGCAGGAUGCCAAAAUCAAACAAGCAGCCGCAGCUGGGCUCCGACGGAUUAGCAUGACUGCAGACAUCAAACCGGGAGCUGUAUCCAUGGAUUCUGCUUCCUUCCACAGUGUGGCAUCUUCCAGCCCUGGCCUCGGCCUCGGACGCGGCCAAAAAGAUGGUGAAAUCAAGCGCACAGCAGUAACGGUGUGGCAUCUUCCAGUCCUGGCCUCGGACGCAGCAAGCAAGAUGCCAAAAUCAAACAACAAGCAGCAGCUGGGCUCCGACGGAUUAGCACGACUGCAGACAUCAAACCCGGGAGCUGUACCCAUGGAUUCUACUUCCUUCCACAGUGUGGCAUCUUCCAGCCCUGGCCUCGGCCUCGGGCGCGGCCAAGAAGAUGCUGAAAUCAAGCGUGCAGCAGUAACGGGUACCCACCUGAAUAGCAGGACUGUGGAUGUGAAACCUGGAGCUGUACCAAUGGAUUCUACUUCCCUCCGCAGCGUGGCAUCUUCCAGUCCUAGCCUUGGACAAAGCAAACAAGAUGCCGAAAUCAAACAACAAGCAGCAGCUGGGCUCCGACGGAUUAGCACGACUGCAGACAUCAAACCGGGAGCUGUACCAAUAGAUUCUAGUUCUCUUCACAGUGCCAGUCCCGGCCUCCGACGGGGCAGACAAGAUGCCGAAAUCAAGCGUGCAGCAGUAACAGGCACUCACCAGAAUAGCAUGAAUGUGGACAUGGAACCGGGAGCUGUGCCAAUGGAUUCUACUUCCGUCCACAGUGUGGCAUCUUCCAGUCCUGGCCUUGGAUGUGGCCAAGAAGAUGCCAAAAUCAAAGUUGCAGCAGCAGCUGGGCUCCGACAGAUGAGCAUGACUACGGAAGAUGAACUGGGUGAUGUACCAAUUCAUUCUACUUCGCAUCACAGUGUGGCAUAUUCUAGUCCGGGCCUCCGAUGUGGCAGACAAGAUGCCGAAAUCAAGCGUGCAGCAGUUGCUGGCGUCCAAUACAAUAAGGCAGACACAGACAAAGAAACACAAACAGGAACUGGAACCCAACACCAGGAAGAACCAGACGAAACGCCUAUAGGGACGCACACAGUGACUCCCGGAGAACCGCUUGGAUUUUCUACGACCCCAGUCGGCGCAGACACGGAUACAGAUGCAGACCCAGACCUAGACCUUGAUGCGUCGAUUCCACCAGAACAAGCCCCAGGUACCCUUGAGGAUGGCCUUCCCGUGGCCAUCGAAGUAUCUGACAACUUUGACCUACCCGUAGCGGAUUUGGCUCCUACUGGACAGUAUAAGGACAGAGCAGAAAUGAACAAGCAAUCACUCAUCCUGCGCACAUUAUUGUACGGUGGCUGUGUUGCCGCCGUUGUCAUUAUGGUGACUGUGCUGGUCAAAUAUAGUAGAAACGACAAGGUCACCAACAACAGUGUAUCUGAUUCACCCACCUACUCGCCACGGCUCCCAGAAAACACCCAAAACUUGUCUGGUGUGGAGCUCCUAGUUUUGGAAGCUUUGUCCAAUCAUACUCUGGAAGCACUGGAGGAUCCCAACUCUCCCCAGUCCCUUGCCUAUGGGUGGAUACUGGAAGACUUGGAAGAAAACAACUACACACACGCCAGCAGGAUCAGGCAAAGAAAGGAGGAUUGCACUCCCUGUGAGAUCCCAUCCAACUCGCUCAACAGCUCCAACCAAGCUGUCCACAUGGAAUACGACCCUUAUCAACACAUCUUGCUCCAUUCCAAUGCUCUGCAAGGCACCUUGCCACUAGAACUGUUCUGGUUAACAGACCUCAAGACAAUUUCCAUUUCCAAGAAUAGUGAUCUCACCAGAACUAUAUCUUCCCAUAUUGGGAAGUUGAGGCAGUUGGAAUUGUUCUACAUCGACGUCACAAUGAUAUCUGGACCAAUCCCUACAGAGUUGGGACUUCUUUCUGACACCCUCUCUAUAUUUUCUGCCAUCAAAGCUCAACUUGAAGGCACAGUUCCCUCGGAGCUUGGGCUGCUGCAAAAGUUCGAAGAAUUCUCCGUGGAUGGAAACAUGAUCACAGGAGCCUUACCAGAGGAACUGGGGGAUGCCACCAGUUUGGAUUCCCUAGUGUUCAUUGGGAACUUUUUAUCUGGGACUAUACCAGAAUCUAUUUGGCAUCUCCCCUUGAACACUCUUGCUUUGGGGCAGAAUCAACUCACAGGAACCAUACCUACGGAAAUUGGGUUGCUGAGCAAUCUCACCUAUCUGUCUCUUGCUUUUAAUGGUUUCUCCGGAGAGAUACCAUCGCAGAUUGGAUUUUUGACUGAUGUUGCAAUUGUGAAUCUCUAUUUCUCCAGCUUUACCGGCACCAUCCCUACAGAGAUUGGUCAGCUCUCUGCUGUCGAUUUCCUUGGGUUGAAUUCCUGCACCUUCACUGGAACUAUUCCCACCGAGAUUGGCCUCCUAACGAACUUGAGACUGGGCUUUGGGGCAGAUGGCAACAGUCUCACAGGAUCAGUUCCGAGUGAAAUUGGCCAAAACAUCAACCUGGAAGCUUUGUCUUUGGGCAAUACCAACCUAACCGGAACAAUACCAUCUGAGUUGGCGAAUGCGCCAUUGACCAUGCUAUUUCUGGAAAACUCUCUUCUGUCUGGCUCUCUCCCUGAAGGGCUCAGCCCAAAUAUUUACUACUUGUCGUUGUCGAACAGCACAUUCCUGACUGGCACAAUCCCCCAAAACCUGACAAGCUUGGAUUUUUUGAUGGUGGCAGGGACAGGGUUGUCUGGAAUACUGCCAGAAUAUGUCUGCGGAGAUGAUUUUCUUGGUCUAAGUUUUGACUGCAGCCCUUUGCUAUGUGGAUGCAGUUGUCUUUGCUCCAAUGAAACCAACAGCUCUACAUGA
Seminavis robusta is the source of this 3309-nucleotide messenger RNA. The record is from the annotation of a GenBank genome assembly. Lineage: Eukaryota; Bacillariophyta; Bacillariophyceae; Naviculales; Naviculaceae.